This is a messenger RNA of Rotaria socialis, 201 nucleotides long. Lineage: Eukaryota; Metazoa; Rotifera; Eurotatoria; Philodinida; Philodinidae. The record is from the annotation of a GenBank genome assembly.
AUGUUAUUCUUUCCAACUGGUUUAUUGGCUUUUGCAUUUGCUCAUAAAGCCCAAAUGAAAUUCCGUAGUGGUUUCAUAACUGAUUCAAAUAAACUUAAUAGCCGUGCAUUAAUUAUUUGUAUUAUAUCAAUAUUGUGUGGUAUUACAUUGAUCAUUGGUCUUCUGUUUGGUUUCGAUGCUUGGCCAAGAACCAAUGGAUAA